CAGCAGCGGCUGUGGUUGGGAUCGCUCCGUACUACUAGCUUACUACAAACUUUUUUUUACUGAUUUCAUGACAAGAGAAUAUAUCUCUACAACUACAUGUCAGGGCGUUGUGAUUGUGUACCUGCAUCCUGCAUGCUUGAUGUCAUGAUGAGGUGGUAAUGUUCGAUGGAGGAUUGACAUGAUUUACGAUUUCCGGAUACAACAAUCAUCAAGGCAGCACGCAAAGUGCAUGAUCGAUUGACAUCAGACCCUCGUCGAUUGCACGGGACUCAACGAACACAAUCGAGACAUUUGGCAACACCAUAACCCCUGGAGAGAAGUCCCUUGCAACAAUUCCUGCGGAAGUAGAAGAUGCAGGACGGAACAAUAGCAGUGGAAGCAGUGCCAGUGCCGCAAAAAAAGCUACAAGUGCCUCUGGAAAGACGAAACAAAACCGGAAAUCCAGAACUUCCGUCACCGAGGCACGAGCGAAAGGAAAAAAGGAGGAGGACAAAGCUACGAAAGCUAAUAGCGCAGUGCCCGCGACUAUCAAAAGAAAAUAAAGGUGUUACACUUACAGCAAACACAUUUCUUGGAGCAACUUCAGAAAAAGAACUAGAACAAACUUGCUGUGCAUGGCAGAGAAAACUUGCAAUUCAGAGAUCAUAAGGGAAAACACGAGGCAACCAGACCUGGUUGCCGGCAAGCACGCCUGCUUUCCGGCAACCUCUUUUUUGCGUGUUCUGCAACAUAAUGUCGUGUAGCAAUUGUAACGCUUUUUCCUGUGCAUAGCGCCGGCAGCGGGAACGAGCCCGAGUAAGCAGUCCGCAUCCGCAGUUUCGGUUUCGACAACCGGAACAGGGGAACGAACUUCCUUUCAGAAGAGGCAGGCCCGCAGCUCCAAUUUUCGGAGCAUUAAGGAGAUUGAUUCACGGCAACUGGGCUUCAAACAGCACGGACAAAACCAGAAGCGCCUAGAGCUCGCGCUUCGAACAUCAAACAACAUCAUGCAGCAGGUACUUAAGUACUUACAUAUGAAGAAAGUAUUAUCAAUGUCUAGCGAUUCGUAGCACUGGUCAGAAAACAAAACUUGUCAAAAUCGAAAAAACGAAGAGGAAACAGAAACAAACGGAAACAAAUGAAGGUGGCUGCGAGCCGACAAAACCAAAACGGUGUCGGACAGCAAGGGUUCCUCUCCGAAGAGCAGAAUAGCAGCCGGGCCUCUGCGCGUGAACUGGAUGACUUGCCUUUCAACGACACCGACCUGGAGCAAACCCCGCCCGUGGAGCAGAACAAAGCCCGUAGGAAAACGCAAAGCCUCGCGGAGUCUAACGCUACAUUGGAAAUCGGUCCUGGUACUUCAGCAUCUACCGGGGGGCAACCAGCAUACGGGGAUUCUGAAAGCGGUACGCCGGCGGAGCAGGCGAUCGCAAAUACUUCUAGCCCGACCACCGCUUUUCGUCUCCGCCUGGCGGGGAACCGCGACGGGUACCAGGCACUAGCCUUGGACGGCCAGAAGAAACGUGAGACGAAACCUUCCCUGUUGGUGCAGCAAAUCGUCGCGCCAUACAAAAAAAACUUCUCUUUCCCACCGGAGGCCGGCAGAAAUUACUCCCAACCGACCGGCGCGAGGACCCCGUCUUCUACCAGCGGCGCAAGUCCCAGUCCGGCUGGCAAGGCCGCGUCGGGCGCCGCAGCCGCUGCGUCAUACAGUACUACAAGCAGCGCCCGGCAGCGCGCGAAGGACUAC
This is a messenger RNA of Amoebophrya sp. A120, 1729 nucleotides long. The record is from the annotation of a GenBank genome assembly. NCBI's taxonomy places the organism in Eukaryota, Dinophyceae, Syndiniales, Amoebophryaceae.